GGGGGCCGCGGGGACAGCGGCGGCGCGGCCUCGGCGCUCGCGGGGCGGCGGAGGUGCAGCGCGGAGCCAUGGUGAUCAUGUCCGAGUUGAGCGCGGCCCCCGCGGGCUCCGGCCCGGGCCAGCAGAAGCCCCUGCGGGUGGGCUUCUACGACGUGGAGCGGACCCUGGGCAAGGGCAACUUCGCGGUGGUGAAGCUGGCCCGCCAUCGAGUCACCAAAACCCAGGUUGCAAUAAAAAUAAUUGAUAAAACCCGAUUAGAUUCAAGCAAUUUGGAGAAAAUAUAUCGUGAGGUUCAGAUCAUGAAGCUUCUGAAUCAUCCUCAUAUCAUAAAGCUUUAUCAGGUUAUGGAAACAAAGGAUAUGCUUUACAUUGUCACCGAGUUCGCCAAAAAUGGAGAAAUGUUUGAUUAUUUGACUUCCAACGGGCACCUCAGCGAGAAUGAGGCACGCAAGAAGUUCUGGCAGAUUCUCUCGGCCGUCGAGUACUGCCACAGCCACCACAUUGUUCACCGGGACCUCAAGACCGAGAACCUGCUGCUGGACGGCAGCAUGGACAUCAAGCUGGCAGAUUUUGGGUUUGGGAACUUCUACAAGUCUGGAGAGCCGCUGUCCACGUGGUGUGGGAGCCCCCCAUACGCCGCCCCGGAGGUCUUUGAGGGCAAGGAGUACGAAGGCCCGCAGCUCGACAUCUGGAGCCUUGGCGUCGUGCUGUACGUCCUGGUCUGCGGCUCGCUCCCCUUCGAUGGGCCCAACUUGCCAGCUCUGCGGCAGCGGGUGCUGGAGGGCCGCUUCCGCAUCCCCUUCUUCAUGUCUCAGGACUGCGAGACGCUGAUCCGCCGCAUGCUGGUGGUGGACCCCACCAAGCGCAUCACCAUCGCCCAGAUUCGGCAGCACAGGUGGAUGCAGGCUGACCCCUCCGUGCCACGGCAGGCCUGCCCGGCCCUCUCCGCGCUCAGCUACAACUCCAACCUGGGCCACUAUGACGAGCAGGUGUUGGGCAUCAUGCACACCCUGGGCAUCGACCGGCAGAGGACGGUGGAGUCCCUGCAGAACAGCAGCUACAACCACUUUGCCGCCAUCUAUUACCUCCUCCUCGAGCGGCUGAAGGAGUAUCGGCACACGCAGCCGUCGGCCCGGCCCGGCCCCGCCCGGCAGCAGAGGCCCAGGAGCUCAGAUCUCAGCGGCUUCGAGGUGACUCAGGAAGCCUUCUCCGGUGACCCUUUCCGAUCCUCCCUGCUGUGUCCUCAGCCCCAGGCCUUGGGGCCAUCUGUCCUGCACGCCGACACGGACUGUGACCCCCUGAGCUCGCUCCAGCCCUUGCUUUUCCCCCUGGACGCCAACUGCAACGGGGUGUUCCGGCACCGACCCAUCUCCCCCAAUGGCCUGCUGGACGCGCCCAUCAGUGAGGAGGUCGGGCAGGCCCCAGGCCUAGAGGAGGAGCGGGAGGCACAGAAGCCCCCGUCUGGCAGCACCGCCCGGAGGCACACGCUGGCCGAGGUCUCCACCUGCUUCUCCCCGUGCGCCCCUCCGUGUAUAGUCAUUUCCUCGUCCACCGCGAGCCCUUCGGAGGGCACCAGCUCCGACAGCUGUCUGACCUUCUCGGCAGGCGACGGCCCGGGAGCACUCAGUGGACGCCUGGCUGCUCAGGGGCUGGUGGGCACCUGCUCCCCUCUCAGACUGGCCUCACCGCUCCUGGGGGCCCAGUCAGCCACUCCAGUGCUGCAGGCUCAGGGGGCCCCGGGAGGGGUCACUCUGCUCCCCAUCAGCUUCCAGGAAGGCCGGAGGGCGUCAGACACCUCGCUCACUCAAGGGCUGAAAGCCUUCCGGCAGCAGCUGAGGAAGAACGCGAGGACCAAAGGGCUCCUGGGUCUCAACAAGAUCAAGGGGCUGGCUCGCCAGGUGUGCCAGCCCUCCUCCUCCAGCCGGGCCACCAGGGGCGGCCUGAGCGCCUUCCAGCUGCCCACACAGAGCCCGGGCCUGCACGGCAGUGGGCCCAGCAGCCGGGAGGGCCGGAGCCCCCUGGAAGAGGUGCUGCACCAGCAGAGGUUGCUCCAGCUGCAGCACCACCCGGCAGGGCCCCCCGGCUGCCAGCAGGCCGCCCCGCUGGUCCUCGCCCCGUGUGACGGCGCCCUCCUUGUGUCGGGACUCCAGAAGGAGCUGGGGCUGGGGCCCGGCCCGCUGCUGCCCCCCCACCUCCUGCACGCCGGCGGCUCCCCGGUGGCAUCGGCGGCCCGGCUGCUGGACACCCACCUGCACAUCAGCCACACCGUGGCCCCCCGUCCCGCCGCCACGCUGCCCCCCGGCUUUGUGGCCACGGGGCUCCCGCAGGGGGACUGUGAGAUGGAGGACCUGACCGCGGGCCAGCUGGGCACGUUCGUGCUGGUGCAGUGAGCGCCCCGCCCCUGCCUCCGCCUCCGCUCGGGCCGCCGGCCCUUCGAAGCAAUAAUUUCAGAGGAUGUGAAGAUGUUUCCGGACUCGAAGCCAAUACGUUUCUAGAAGCGAAACAAGCAAUACGUUUGGUGUUUUGGCUUUUUAGUUUAUUUUUUGUUUGAUUUUUGGUUUGUUUGUUUUUUUUUUUCCUUGCACUGAGCAGAUGUAACUCUGAGUAGGGCCUGGAAACUUUCUGAAGAAAAAUAAUAAUCGAGGGGCGUGUCGGGGUGGGUGGACGGGAAGGGGAAGGAGGGCGGCGGGGCGCAGGCGGCCGGCUCGGCUGGGCUGGCCAGCGCCACCACGGUCGGUCGGGGGCGGCGGGAGGGGACCUCGGGGGCCACGGAGGGCUUGCCUCGGAAGAAACCGCGCGUGAGCCGCGUGUCCAUCAUGUGUGUGCCUGUGAGUGUUUAGCAUCCUCUUUUAUUUUUAGUUAACAAUUCUCCACUUCCCGAAACAUUUACGCUUCAGAGUGAGAACUGUGAACUUUCUGCUUUACGCAUCCGUUUUUGUUUUUGUUUUUUUUCUUAAAAAAAAAGCUCUGUUGGCCAGCCCAGGAGAAAAUAAUCUACAAAUUCCUGGAAUUCUCCACCCUGAAAUCAGAACCCCAAGGACGUUUUUGUUUUUGUUUUUUUCCCUUAUUUUAGAUGAGAACUUGUAUCCACUGCUCGAGAGUCAGGUUUCCGGGAUUCUUCAGAAGAGCCACGGGAAGAAACUGGCAGGGGUGGGUGACUGUGAGGCUGGGACUCCGGCCCCGGGGCGCAGGGCCCAGAUCCCCCGCGUGCCUUGGAGGGCCCUAGACGUUUCUUCCCGCUGCCCAUCUUAUUUCCGCUGCUAAUUAAGUUUUUACGCAUUUCAUUAUCAGGGUCCAAAAAGAACAACCGACUGGGGUGGGGGACGUGCAAUACGGCAGGGGCGGUCGUCGGGUGGGGGUCGGGGGUCGGGGGCCCCCACCUGCCCGCGGCCGGCUCGUGGUUCCAGGGGUGGCCCUGCCUUCUCCAGGCCUCACGCGUGUCAGGCUUCCUUUCGUUCAAGAGAAUGAAACGAGAGGUCGGAUCAGUGUUGUUCAAGCUCUGUUCCUUUUUUAAAGCAAACGUUGUACAUGUAUAUAAAUAGGAGACAAAUAUACACUACUUAUUUUUUAUAUUUUUUACUACACUCUUUUGUGUUCCUGGUUUCAAUUUUCCUCUCUGGUUAACGUGACAAAGCGCCAGCACCGGGUCGGCAUGGAGGAGGGCGACAAGGUGCGCCCUUCCCCUGGCAGGUGAUCUCAUGUGGCUGCUGGGUCAGUCGCGCGCCACCCGAGUGGAGCGACGCGAGCGGCUGCUGCACGCCCUCCACGCCCGGCGGUCCCCAAGCCCUUACCGGCGACCCAGGUGCCUUCAGCUCACUCUGGCUCUUACGCCCUACAGUAUUAACAGGGGGAAAGGUGGGCAUUUGUAGAAGCCAAAGACUGCCCGGGGCUCCUCGCGGGCAGGGAGGCCGCGGGGGGCGCGCCCGGGUCUGUGCACCUGCCCAGCUUGCUGCUACCGGCCCUCCGGCCGCCGCUACUGCCCUGUGGCUGUCGCAAGAGUCGGGGAGGGGACUGUCCUCGUGCCUGGCCGCAGAGAAAUCACCAAAGCCUCCUGCUGGCUCGGAGAGAGGGUCGGGGCGCCCGGGCCUGCGGGGCCGCCGAGGCCGCACGGCUGACUCCCCACCAAGCCGCUCCCCUGUUCUACUCCUCGCUGUUCUAACGCCGCAGAUCAAAGGCCUCAGAACCAUGACAAGCACUUUACUUUCACGGAGGUUUUCUUUCUUGCUGUGAGCCGUGUGUCUCUGCGUCUCGUGUGUAGGCGUGUGCGACGUGUGUUUUGUAGUUUCCCCCCACGGCGCCGUGGGGCAGGCUGGGCGCCUGUUUAUAGGCACUACGUGAUCUGAGAUGUAUAUAGUCUGUUUUUUUUUUUUUUACCAUAACUGAUUUAAUUAUUUUAUUUCUUAUGUUCACAUGAGAAAUGUAUGCCAAAAUGAUUAGUGGGUGUAUGUUUUUUAAUUUAAUAUUUAAAUAAAAUAUUUGGGGGAACAAACCCUCGACCUUUCCCCGUG
Canis lupus familiaris (dog) is the source of this 4508-nucleotide messenger RNA. It is a transcript of the gene SIK1, whose product is annotated as salt inducible kinase 1. The record is from RefSeq and is a predicted model, not a curated record. Gene Ontology annotation, molecular function: tau-protein kinase activity; protein serine/threonine kinase activity; ATP binding. Gene Ontology annotation, cellular component: cytoplasm. Gene Ontology annotation, biological process: microtubule cytoskeleton organization; intracellular signal transduction; protein phosphorylation. Lineage: Eukaryota; Metazoa; Chordata; Mammalia; Carnivora; Canidae.